UGCGAGACCAAUCGGCAACGGAUCACAGCAUUGGAGUGGAAGGUGCGGGACCUCCGUAAGGUCAUUGCUGACCUCAGUAAACGGCAGCGGCAGCAGGGGGGAGCUUCAUCGACCUCCUCCGACAGCUCAGAGGAGGAGGAGCAGGAGGAGCAAGAGGAGCAGCAGCACCAGCAGGCGGGAGCCUCCUCCUCUGAGAGCUCAUCAGAGGAGGAGGAGGAGGGGCAGGAGGAAGAGCAGCAGCAGCAGCAGCAGCCGCAGAUGGAGGGAGCCUCAUCCCCCUCUGCCCAUAGCACUGAGGAGCAGCAGCAGCAGCAGCAGCAGCAGGAGGGAGCGUUAGCCACCUCUGGCCAAGAAAGUGGUGAGGAGGAGCAGGAGCAGGAGGAAGAGGCCGAGCAGCAGCCACCAGUGCCUCAGAAGAGGAAGGCCUCUUCUUCCGUCCCUCCUGCUGCUGCUGCUGCUGCUGCUGCUGCUGCUGCUGCUGCUUCCAGACCGGAGCAGAGCACCAGUGAGGAGGAAACAGAACGGCUGAGUCCUAAAUUGAGGACAAUUAAAACUGCCCUCAAGCCAUAUUUUUCAGGGAAAAGCAAGGCCUCAAAGCUGAGAAACAUAUGCUUCGGCACCUCAAUUGAGAAGUACAUGGCGUCCUAUGCAGAUUUUGUUUCUUGCCCCGAGGGAACCAGCAAGAUGCAACAAAAUGCGACGUCGAAGACCACCCGGGCAAAAGCCAUAUUGUUUGUGGAGUAUGUGCGGGACAUCCAGCCGAAAUAUUCGAGGGUGUCCCCACAGAAAGUAACAAUGAUCUUCAAGGAGCUAAAGAAGCUUUACAAAGACCUGGGCCGCACGGUGCUGGGCCACCAGUUCAUGGUGAAACAGGAGAAGGGGCAAAGACUGGUGGCCAAAGCCGACCUGGCCAAAUGCCUUCACUCCUUG
Messenger RNA from Epinephelus moara (kelp grouper), 930 nucleotides. Its product is annotated as heterochromatin protein 1-binding protein 3-like. NCBI's taxonomy places the organism in Eukaryota, Metazoa, Chordata, Actinopteri, Perciformes, Serranidae. The transcript is spliced from 5 exons. The annotation marks the transcript as partial. The record is from RefSeq and is a predicted model, not a curated record.